AUGUCCUCCCAUCCCAGCGUUGUUCUUAUCCCGGGCUCUUUCUGCCCGGCUAGCAUGUACGAUCCUCUUAUAACACCACUCCGUGCCAAGGGCUACGAUAUUCAUAUACUCGAGCCACCAUGCUACCCUGCCGGCUACCACGCCAGCUCCGGUACUGGUCAUCCAAGUAUGUACGAUGACGCAAAAUAUAUCAAUGAUUUUGUGACGAGACUGGCGAACGACGGAAAUGAAGUCGUCGUAAUCGCUCAUAGCUACGGUGGCUGCGCAGCCACGGAGAGCCUAAAAAAUGUGACAAAAAAAGAGCGAGAGCAGCAAGGAAAAGCUGGAGGGGUAGUACGUAUCGCGUACCUUACAGCCGCAGUACCACGUCUCGGUGAAAGCGUUGGUCAGACACUUGUAGGCGGCAAAGGCGCUCCUGUCGAUGUAGACGAGAAUGGAUGGAUGUCACAGCCAGACCCAGCGGCUGUAGCGGCCAUAUGCUUCAACAAUCUCACGCUAGAAGAAGGCCUUUCGUACGUUGCCAAAUUCGGGAAACACUACAGUGCUUGUUUCGGGGACGCAAUAACCCACCCUGGCUAUAAAGACAUUCCAGUGUCUUGGCUCUUCGCUGCCGAGGAUCUUAUCAUUCUGCCGGAGGUGCAGCAGACUGCCAUCGAUGUUAUAGAAGGAAGCUGGGUUGGUACGGAGAGAGAGGGAAGGAAGGUAGAUGUUACCAGGGUUGUUUGCGACCACUUUCCGCUUGUUCUUGAUGAGAAGAGGAAACAAGUGAGUGAAUGGAUUGAAGGUGCCGUUGCAAAAGGUGGCUGCGAAUAA
Alternaria burnsii is the source of this 813-nucleotide messenger RNA. RefSeq lists its product as uncharacterized. NCBI's taxonomy places the organism in Eukaryota, Fungi, Ascomycota, Dothideomycetes, Pleosporales, Pleosporaceae. Bases 1 to 813 code for a protein of 270 amino acids. The transcript is spliced from 3 exons. The record is from RefSeq and is a predicted model, not a curated record.